AUCUCCCCUACUUUCUUUCUCGGCGGCAUGCCAACCAUCAAUAUAUUGCUCUCUCUGUGUCACGAUGCUUCUCCAUCUCAUUCAUUCUUCAGCUUCACAGACCCAGUUCUGGAAUCUUCUUUUCCCCCAAUUUAGAUUUUAUUUUGUUGACAACGAUUUGACAAGAAGAGAGGCAUUGGGGGUGUCAUUAUUUGGCCAAAGAGGAGGCAACAACAACGGUUAUUAGGGGUUUUUUUUAGAAAAAAAAGCAGUAAAAAGAAAAAAAAUAAAUGGAGAGUACAAUGAAAGAGAUGGGAGAUGAUGAGUCUGUGCUUGACUUGAAUGAUAAGGCUGGUGUAGCCGGUGGAGUUGCAGAUAUCUAUGGUGAGGAUAGAGCCACCGAACACCAGUCUAUCACCCCAUGGUUUUUCUCUGUGGCUAGUGGAUAUAGUUUGAUGCGCGAUCCACACUACAAUAAAGGGCUUGCAUUUAGUGACCAAGAGAGAGAUGCCUAUUACUUGCGUGGCCUUCUACCUCCUGCUGUUAUGACCCAAGAACUUCAGGAGAAGAAAUUGAUGCAUAAUCUUCGUCAAUAUGAUGUCCCAUUGCAACGAUACAUAGCCAUGAUGGAUCUUCAGGAGAGAAAUGGAAGGCUGUUUUAUAAACUUUUAAUUGAUAACAUUGAAGAACUACUUCCAAUUGUCUAUACCCCAACCGUUGGCGAGGCUUGCCAGAAAUACGGAAGCAUUUUCAGGCGUCCUCAAGGCCUAUUUAUCAGUCUCAAAGAGAAGGGAAAGAUUCUUGAAGUGCUGAAAAACUGGCCAGAGAAGAACAUACAGGUAAUUGUAGUGACUGAUGGUGAACGCAUAUUGGGGCUUGGUGACCUCGGUUGUCAGGGAAUGGGAAUUCCUGUUGGAAAACUUUCUCUGUACACUGCUCUUGGAGGAGUGCGUCCCUCUGUGUGCCUGCCUAUUACCAUUGAUGUAGGCACAAACAAUCAGAAAUUACUUGAUGAUGAGUUUUACAUUGGACUCAAGCAGAGGAGAGCAACUGGACAGGAGUACGCAGAACUUCUCGAUGAGUUCAUGUCUGCAGUUAAACAAAACUAUGGAGAAAAAACACUCAUACAGUUUGAAGACUUCGCGAACCACAAUGCUUUUGAUCUUCUGGCAAAAUACCGCACGACACAUCUUGUGUUUAAUGAUGAUAUACAGGGAACGGCAUCCGUUGUUCUAGCUGGGCUUGUUUCUGCUUUAAAGUUGGUUGGCAGAGCGCUGGCUGACCAUACUUUCUUGUUCCUAGGUGCUGGGGAGGCUGGAACUGGGAUAGCAGAGCUUAUAGCACUUGAAAUUUCAAAAAAGUCUGGUGUUCCCAUAGAAGAAACUCGGAAAAAAAUUUGGCUCGUUGAUUCAAAGGGACUGAUUGUGAGUUCCAGAAUGGAAUCACUUCAGCAGUUCAAAAGACCGUGGGCUCAUGAACAUGAACCCGUAAAGGAACUCAUUGACGCCGUCAAGGCAUUAAAUCCAACAGUUCUUAUAGGAACUUCAGGAGUUGGAAGAACAUUUACCCAAGAAGUUGUGGAGACGAUGGCGUCAAUCAAUGAGAAACCUGUCAUCAUGGCUCUGUCCAAUCCGACUUCACAAGCCGAGUGCACUGCAGAAGAGGCCUAUACAUGGACCAAGGGCAGUGCAAUCUUCGCUAGUGGAAGUCCAUUCGAUCCGGUUGAGUACGGGGGGAAGAAAUUCAUUCCAGGACAGGCUAACAAUGCAUACAUAUUCCCUGGAUUUGGGUUAGGUCUAAUCAUGUCUGGAACCAUCAGAGUGCAUGAUGACAUGCUUUUAGCCGCCUCGAAAGCAUUGGCGGCAGAGGUGACGGAAGAAAACUAUGAGCAGGGGCUAAUAUACCCACCAAUCACUAAAAUCAGGAAAAUAUCAGCUCACAUUGCAGCCAAUGUAGCUGCAAAGGCUUAUGAUCUCGGUCUGGCGACGCGUCUCCCCCGUCCAAGGGAUCUGAUAAAGUAUGCAGAGAGCUGCAUGUACAGCGCGGUCUAUCGUAACUACCGUUAACAUGCAUUCAUCCAUGCAUUGGAAGGGUUGGUGUUCCAUUUGGUCCUUUGAAGCAAUGCAAGGAAAAAAAACACUUCUUUUUUAGAUGGAAACUUUUUUCUUUUCGUUUGUAGUAGGAGAAUAUGUAGGACACACACAUCUAUUCCCUCCGUCCCAAUUUAAUCGCAUGUUUCGGUUUA
Messenger RNA from Cuscuta campestris, 2224 nucleotides. Lineage: Eukaryota; Viridiplantae; Streptophyta; Magnoliopsida; Solanales; Convolvulaceae. The record is from the annotation of a GenBank genome assembly.